This is a messenger RNA of Aspergillus affinis, 2070 nucleotides long. RefSeq lists its product as uncharacterized. Bases 1 to 2070 code for a protein of 689 amino acids. The record is from RefSeq and is a predicted model, not a curated record. NCBI's taxonomy places the organism in Eukaryota, Fungi, Ascomycota, Eurotiomycetes, Eurotiales, Aspergillaceae. The transcript has 3 exons.
AUGGGUCGACUUAAUUACUCUGCGAGAAGAAUCUCCGGGGUCAGGGCAGCGCAGGUCAUCUCCAAGGACCUUAAAAAACGAAUCCCCCCAGCAUUGAACUCCAAGGCCGCAGGCCGAGAUCCAACCCUAGAGUUCGAGGUCUCUAACAAGAACCUUUCCGAUGAGGGAUUCGCACAGUUCAUCGAUGACCUGAUUGAGUGUAUCAAGUACCGCGAUGACGAUCACCUGGCAGGUCUAGCCCGGGUCGUCGAGCUCCAUGUCUCGGGCAACGAACUCACUGCACAGUCACUCGUGAAGCUCGGCGAAGUGGUGGCUCUCUCGAAGGGAGAUCUGCAAGAACUCGAUAUCUCGAACAAUAACAUCGAGGUGAAGACCCCCGAGCAGAAGCAGAUCUGGUCCGAUUUUCUCUCCUCCUUCAAGGACUGUUACAUGCUCAAGAAGUUCGAUCUGGGAGGUAAUCCGCUGGGCAAGGCGGGGAUAGAAAUCCUCGCCCGCGUCUAUGUCAAGAGUGAACUGGAUUUCCUCGAGGAUGACGCCGAGGAAAUGCUUGGGAAUACGGCGGACGAGAUCGAGGUUCUUGCGAAGAACAUGACCGCACUCAAGCUCAAAUCGGACAAGGAGAACGAGUCGCCCAAGUCCUUUGGCCAGAAGAAGUCGCCGAAUAAGGGCAAGAGUGCCAAACAGAGUGGUAAGUCCCGUCGCAAAGAUGUGGCCCGCCAUCCUGCUAAUACUCAACCCGUCAAAGGUGCCUCUAGCAGCGGUGCGCUGCCCAUGCCCACCGAGAAAAUCCAAGCUAAGCUCAAGCACUUCGCAUGCACCAGAGGCCUUCGGUCCAUUCCGUACCUGAUCGUCUCCGACAUCCCCAUGACCUCGGGCAGUGCCGUCCACCUCACCAGCAUGCUCGAAAUGCAGCGCACCCCGGAGCAGCUUCUCGAAUUCCUCCCCAAGGGCAAGACGCUGACGCUCCCCGAAGAGGCGCAGGUGUGCAAAGGCAUCAUCUGGCAGCCUUGCUACUACCUUGCCGACUACGCAUGCAAUCUCCUCAGCAUUUCCGAGCGUAUCCACGAUCUGAAGGACAUAUCGGACCCAGAGGAAGCCGAUGACGAGGCCGACGAAGACUGCGACGAUGCCCUGGGCCAAAGCAAUUCCGAUCACCCCGCGGCCCGGAAGAUGGGCACGCUCGAGAUGCGCAAGAUGCGGAACAAGAAGUAUGUUGAGUUCAUGCGUCUCAACAAGAAACUUCGUAUGGAUGCCCUGAAAAACGAAGGCGUGAGAAGCUUCGAGCUCUGGGUCACCGCGUUGCGGAUGAUGCUCGUGUCACGGGCCCUGUUGCUGGAAGAUAAGGAUCGCGCGUCCGACAAUCCGGCCGAGUAUGAAGAAGGUGAAUCGCACGCCGAGCCUGAAGAGCCCGAAGAGCCUGAAGAGCCCGAAGAGCCCGAAGAGCCUGAAGAGCCUGAAGAGCCCGAAGAGUCAGCCCCAGCAUGUGCGCCAGCCCCAGCCCCAGUCCCAGCGCCCAAGCUCAUCAAGACAGUCGUCCGCGACCCAUCCGAGGAUGCACGCAUCGACCAGCUGCGCAACCUUCCCCAUCCGCCGCGCCCCCUGCCCAUGUCCAUCGCUCGCGGCCCUUUCUAUCCCGGCACCGACGAGUUCUUCGCCAACUUCCCUGCACUGUGCUCCGUUCCAACCAUCCACAUUCAGGACGUCACCGAGGACGAAAACGACAGCGAGGUCGGUAUCGAGGCGGAGAGCCCAUCGACUAAAGACGCCCUUUCAUCCGCAGCCGGCCCAGCGCAACGCUCUGGAAAAGCACACGCCCGCGUUUUCAUUGUUCGCGAGCCGGAGAAGUCUGGCUGGCGGUACGGUCUGCCUCUGAAGUUGUGGCGUCGGAUCAUCGCAGAUGCAGUCGGAGCGAACCAAGUGUUGAACGGCGAGCAGCAGGAACGGGUCUUGCGCUAUGCAUCUAACUGGGAGGCCCUGAGGUACGAGAUGACCAUCACCGGCGCGGAAGAUCACCAGCAGAUCUGGAAGUUCCUGGAAACCGUCCACUGCUUCACUUACAGUCGUCUGUAG